This is a messenger RNA of Prorocentrum cordatum, 2327 nucleotides long. Lineage: Eukaryota; Dinophyceae; Prorocentrales; Prorocentraceae. The record is from the annotation of a GenBank genome assembly.
CACCCAGUCUGUGAAUUCCCACGUCAAACAACUUGGUCAUGCGUGGACUGUUGACGUUGGGCUUUCAGGAGAAGAUGGUCACACGGAGGUAGUAAUUGCUCUUGAGGCGAGAGUCCACCACCUUUCCAGUAUCCGAUGUGAUCGUAGAGUGAUCGAGGAUCAGCAGUUUUCUUGGGGGUGGCUCUAUGGCUCAAGGUGUUAGAGGCCCCUGUCUCUAACCGCGCAGCUACUCCUACACUCCUACAAUACAUCACACAUCACACUGCUGAAAUGAUCUGUACUUCGGGAUGCCUGACCGUGGUCAUUCUUGUGGGCUUGACGUCGGGAAUUGCAAAAGCUAUGCAGCUUGGCGGCCCUGGCGCGUCGGCGUCGCCCCCAGCCUCGAGAAAGGGCAACAGUUCAUGGUUGCUCGGGAUCCGCACGCAUGGUGCCGUUGUGUGCAGCGUGGCGGAUGACUGCAUUGUCGGCUCUGGCUUGGGUCAUUGCAGUGUGCAGGUGGAUCCAGCUAUGAAGAUGCAGUUGGGCAGCACCGACGCGGGAGCAGUCCAUAACAGCUCGGUGCAGUACAACAACGAAUCGGAAAUCACCAUCACGGGGCAUGCACCUUCCUCGCGCUGGAGCCUCUGCCGGGCGACCAAAGAUGCCGAGGAUGAGGACCCCCCUAUCGCGCACCCAAGCAUGGAUGAGGUCUGUUACGAGGUCGACGGCCUCCCCGGCCUCUGUUUCCUAUGGGCCUCCCCGUGCUCUGGCGGAUGUUCUUCACUCCGUCCAUUCAUCGAGUACUACUCGAUCUGCCCGGGGAUGCGCUACGCCUCUGCACAGGAGUGGUCGAUUGCUCUGCCUGACUUGAACGCCCACAGGAAAGACUUCUACACCAAAUGCGCAGUUGGACUUCUCGAUCCAUGGUGGCACCACUGCGACUACGCGAACGCCUUCGUGCGUCAGCCGGAUGACGGCUGGAACGAGCUGGUCCUGGUAUGCGACACUUCGAUCCCCGCGAUUCCGGGGUUCACCUCGUGGGGCACCGGAGGGCCGACUGGGACCAUGUCGGCGACCGGGGGUCCCGCGCCGACGCCGAUGCCGCUUCCCCCGCCUCCUGGUCCGGGGCUUGUCCCGUGUGGUCUGACGGGCGGCUACAGCUCAUGGCCAGAGGACGCAACAUGCGCGAGUUGGAUCCAAGGGGCGGCCCAAGGGGGAGGCGCUAAUGUUUAUGUUGGUACUGUCGACACGUGCCAUCAUUGCAUACUGGCGGUCUUGACAGCUUACCCGUCCGCCAAGGGGGCCACGUUUCGAACUCCUGGUUUGACCUCGCAGGCUGGGGAGUGCUACGCCGAGGACGGGUGGUUGUACCCGGACGGCAAUCCAAGCUGGAUUACCAUCCCCGUCAUUGCAUCCUUGCAGUACUACACCGAUCUUGCGUCGGACCCCUGCAACCCAGCCUUCAACCUGACCAUGAAGCCGACUCCCGCUCCGACUCCCGCGCCGACUCCCAGCCCUCCGACUCCCAGUCCGACGGUUCCCGCGGCUCCGCCGACUGGGGGAGGGGGGAGUUCGAUCUCGGCGGUUGGGGAUCCGCACUUGCAGAACAUCUAUGGUGAGCGGUUCGACCUGAUGAGGCCUGGUAAGCACGUUCUGAUCAAUAUUCCUCGUGGGGCGCUCGCCGAGAACGCGCUGCUUCAGGUAGAGGCCGAUGCACAGAACAUGGGUGCACGAUGCGCAGACAUGUAUUUCCAAGAACUGAACAUCACGGGGGCGUGGGUGCAGGGGACGAAGCAGGACGGGGGUCUCCGCUUCCGAGCGCAGGACGUGGUCGACGGAUCAAUGAAGUGGGAGCAGUUCGGGAAGGUGGAGCUGAAGGUUGUCCAUGGACGCACAAAGCAAGGCACCCAGUAUCUGAAUCUAUACGCCAAGCGCCUUGAUCGUACUGGGCUUGCCGUCGGUGGGUUGCUGGGCGAAGAUGACCACUCGGAGGCAGCACUGCCCCCGAGGGGAUGCGCGCAGACCCUAUCCCUCAUCCAGGGCAAGCUUCCCUUCACUCGGCAGAGGCAGGCCUCCUCGGUCGAGGCCGUCUCCGCGUAGGCACGGGCGCGAGGCUAGGUGCCGUAGAGGCAAGCGUCUCCUCCCCUCCCUCCCCUCCUGCCCCUCUUCCACCAUCCUCCCCGAAAGUCGAGCCACCAGACUUGUCGGGAGGGCGGUCUCGGCGUCUCGCCUCACGCGUCUUCGGGCGUUCUGAUGCCGAAGCGCACGAUCGCCCGCGGCUGCGCGGAUGGGGGGGCGAACCUGUUCCACGCUCUGGCUCUGGCUUUGGCGCCGCGCACGGUCGCCUA